UUUGUUCAUUAAUUAACUUUAAAACUGCUCCAGCGUAUAACCUUACUAAUUAUUUAGACUUUCUCAUAAAAGAAAUAUUCAACACGAAUACUGAUACUUCUAUAAAAAAAACACAUGGUUUUAUUAAUAAAAUUAAUAUUGUGCCAGGUUACAAAAUGAUUUCUCAUGACAUUAAAAAAAGCAUAUACAUCCAUUUCUAAACAAGAGACAGUAACUUUUUUAAAAAAUAAACUUGUACAUUGCAAUAAAUUUAAUACAAACGUACUACAAGAGAUUAUUCAAUGAAUAAAUGUAAUUAUUAAUCAGAACUAUUUCCAAUAUAAUAAUAAUAAUAAAUUAUAAUCGCAAAAAGAUGGAUUAGUUAUGGGUGGUAGUUAACCCUUCAUUGCAUGCAAGGGCACUGAUGCAUCGCAUAGUUAUAACAGAUUGGGUAUUAUUAGCCGGGUUUAUGCUGAUAAUAGUUUAAUAUUAUGUUUUCUACAAAGUGAAUACGUGUUGUCGUGUUAUCCGCAAAGUCGGUCAUCUGUGUAUGUAUGACAUGUAACCGAACGUUAUCUAUUCCGAAAAUAAUAACGAAAAAAUUAUCAACACACGGGAAAACAUGUCUGUUUUUAGCCUAUGACAAUUAGCAAUUAUAUGUUUAUAGUGGGGAAUUUAAAAACACGUUUUAUCUAACAAUGCAUAGAUGCAUUUCCAUGCAGUAAACGCACUACGUAAUAGUCACAUUAUAUGAUAUUGUGUAAUUACUCCCAUUGUCACUACGUAGUUACGAUAGUUAAAUGUUGUAUUAUUUUCGUUUAUUUUUUGAUUUUCAUUAUUUCUCGUAAUUUGGGGAAUAAUCUGGACAAAAUUAUUCUUAUUUUAAACAUUCCAAGUGACAGCGAAGAGGAGUACGGUGAUAUCGGUCUAAGUGACGACGAAAAUUUUUAAUUACCGGUAGGUACCUACCUAGUUAUUUUUACUAGUAUAGAUUGAAUGUUCUUUAGGUUGUAUAUUUUGGUUAUAAUACAUUUUUAUUUUAAACCUCAGGACAUAAUUCUAAACGAUAGCCGCUUUCUUGAAAAUAUAGUAGAAGAUAAUAUUUUAAAUUAUCCCGUUCAUUUGGUUGAAAGUGAUGAUCAACGAACUGUACAAUCUACUAGUCAAAUUCCUAUUGUUAUCGAAGUCCCUGCAGCUUUUGAAACUUUACCGUCUUUUCCACCCCCCUCACAACAAGUCCAAUUGCAUAAUAGGAGAAAUAGUAGAAGACGUAGGAGUACUGGUAAUUCUAAUAUACCAGUACGAACUGUAAACCGGUCUAGUAUUCGAAAAAAAUAAAAAAAUUGAAUCUAACUUGGAGGAAAGGUAAUUUUAUUCAAAAUCCCGGGUUUAUUAAGUUUACUGGGGAAGAACCAAUGCCGUUCUGUUUCACAGAAAUUACUACGUCUAGAGAAUUUUAUUCUUAAUUUUUAGACGAUGAUUUGUUACAUCACAUUGCGGAACAAUUUACGUUGUACAGCAUUCGAGUAAAUGCUGAAAAGGCGUAUAAAAUAUCAAAAAGUGAUGUAAAACAUUUCGUAGGUAUUCUUUCUAUGAUGUCAAUCGAUCAUGGUCCUAAUACAAAAUCAUAUUGGUCUGAAAAUACUGGGAAUAGCGUCAUUAGGAACUGCAUGGGUGUAAAUGUAUUUGAAAAUACAAGACGAUAUUUACUUACAUUUCAAUGAUAAUACUCAUGAUUUGCCUAGAGAUAAUGUAGACCGUGAUAGACUUUUCAAAGUUCGACCUCUUAUUACUAAACGAAAAAUUAGGUUCUGUCCCAAUGGAAGAAAAUAUUUCAUUGGAUGAGCAACAAUUAUGUCCCGCAAAAGCGAUUUCGUACCUAAAACAGUAUCUUCCUUUGAAACCUCUGGGGUUAUAAACUGUUUGAGGUCUGUGGUAUGCAUACAAUUUCGAAAUUUAUACUGGUAACGAAAAUAAAGAGACUAACCGUUUACCAAAUGAACCGGAUUUUGGAGCCACAGGAAAUGUAGUAAUAAGGAUGACUAAAAAAAUACCUGUAAAUGCCCAUCAUAAAUCACUUUUCGAUAAUUAUUACACAUCAUUACCGGUUAUGGUAUAUCUCAGAAAAAAAAAAAAUCUCAAAGUUGUUGUGAGUAGACCUAAAAUAAUUCUAUAAUAAGCACAUGGGUGGAGUUGAUCUUAUGGAUUCGAUGAUUGGGCGGUACAGGAUAAACAGGAGAUCAAAAAAAUGGUAUAUGAAAUUUUUUUAUCAUCUUGUGGACAUGUUUAUAGUUAAUGCUUGGAUGUUAUUUAAGAAAGUAACUGGGAAAAAAAAUUCAAUUGCCGCAGUUUCAUGAACAAUUAUCUGUCGUACUUUGCAAAGAUUCUUUGAAUAUAAAAAAGAAAGAUAGAAGAUCACAGGAAUCGGUUGAACAAAUGCAAGAUAAAAUUCAAAGAAGAAAAAAGAGGACACCAAAAGCAGCAAUUCCGCCAGAAGAAUUUUGUACGGAUAAUAUACAACAUUGGCCAUAAUUUGAAAAAAAAAAUAGAAGAGUAUGUAGGCAUACUGGAUGCAUAACCAGUCAUUUGUCAAAUGUUCUAAAUGUAAUUUAUUUUUGUGUUGUAACACAGAAAGAAAUUGUUUCACCAAAC
Molecule: messenger RNA, 2631 nt
Organism: Cinara cedri
Lineage: Eukaryota; Metazoa; Arthropoda; Insecta; Hemiptera; Aphididae
Source: the annotation of a GenBank genome assembly